AUGCGAGGGAGUCCGUGGAAAGCACCUACCGAUGGACGGGGUAAGGGUCUCGGGAGUAUCGUCACUCGGGUGAUCCGCGAAAAAUGGUCCUCUGGCGAGGCGGACGUGGUCGUCCUGAGGCUAGUGAGUGGACUCCGCGACGGAGAGGCAUCUGCCGCGCUUCGCGCUGUCGUCGACUAUCAUAUGACCCAAGAGCGCGCGGAUAUCGCCAACGCCGGAGCAUGCAUUCGGAAAGAGAUCCACUGA
This is a messenger RNA of Ectocarpus siliculosus, 246 nucleotides long. The record is from the annotation of a GenBank genome assembly. NCBI's taxonomy places the organism in Eukaryota, Phaeophyceae, Ectocarpales, Ectocarpaceae.